Messenger RNA from Hydractinia symbiolongicarpus, 923 nucleotides. RefSeq lists its product as uncharacterized. The coding region runs from base 128 to 715 and encodes 195 amino acids. Lineage: Eukaryota; Metazoa; Cnidaria; Hydrozoa; Anthoathecata; Hydractiniidae. The transcript is spliced from 4 exons. The record is from RefSeq and is a predicted model, not a curated record.
AUACGCACUUCAGCAUCAUAAAGGCUGUAUUAAAUAAACUAAACAAUUCUUUUAAACGAAGAAAAGAUCUUUCCUAAAGAAUAAGUACAAGAACUUUAGUAUAAUAAUUUUCUUACCACAUUGAGACAUGAGGUUACUGGUACUAUUUUUAGUCAUAGCUGCUGCUGGUUGCCAUAUUUUUAAAGAGAAUGGUUUAGCUGACAUGACAGAUAACGAAACAAAUGACGAUGAUGAUUCUGAAGCUACUGCGCCAACACAACCUCCACAACAAACACCAGAUCCCAAUGCAGGAGGAGAAGGAGCAAAUGAGGGAAACGUGGCUGCGACAACGCCAGUCCCUGAAAAGGAAAAGGCGACACCCGAAGAAGAAGAGGAGGAGGGAAAUGAAGCUGGGGAGCCAGCAGGUACAACACCAGCACCGGUUAAAGGAGCACCGCCUCAAUACAAUAUUAACCUCGUGCCAGUCCAGGAGUCAGGCUCUGGAUGUUUCGGUGCGUUCACUAAUGCUUACUUAAAUGCCAAAGACGUGAAAACGAGAAAUGCUGCAUUUCAAGAUUUACGAAUAUGUUUAACUCCAAAAUGUGACAUAAAAGCCUGCAAUAAAGACAAACGAAAAUGCGAAGCUAAGAAGAAAUCGUUAACUCCAACCGACAAAUACGAAUGCUGGUAUUACUGGUACGAAUGUAUAUCUGACACAUGCGCAGUAGAGUUGUGAAAACUGCAUUUACAAACUAUAUUUAAAUAAUUUAUUUUUUUAGUUUCAGUACGUCUGUUUGGUCUUUUGACUUUAAUUUUUUUAGUUCCAAUGUUUUAGUUGACCAUUUGACUCAUCGUUUAAAACAUUUUAUAUCUGCAUAAUAUUUUCUUUCACGUCUAUAUUUUAUCUAUAUAAAAUAUAAGUAAAUAUUUCUAAUCGAAUUAAA